Molecule: messenger RNA, 354 nt
Organism: Racocetra persica
Lineage: Eukaryota; Fungi; Glomeromycota; Glomeromycetes; Diversisporales; Gigasporaceae
Source: the annotation of a GenBank genome assembly
CUACUAAACCUAGCUACAACAUCACAACAAUCAAAGUCUAACAUGAAUAGAACGACGAACAAAGCACUAAACCCAGCUAAUACAAACUCAGCACCAACAACGAAAGUAUCCAAUAAUAUACCAAAAAAGGAAGAUGUGAUGGCCACCUAUCCUGAACCUGAAAAAACAAAUGUACCGAACUUGACGGCACUAACGAUGCAAGAAAAAAUACAAACCACUAACACCAAAUCGGACGAUAUCAACGAAGCAAGACCAACGGACAAAAGAAGCAUCAAUUGGAUGAUGCCAUCUAUGCAAGAAAAAAUACUAACCAAUGAGAAAAGCACUGAACAGGGCGAAGCAACAAUUGGAUAA